AUGACGCUCGUCCGAAACUCCUCCAAAAAGCGAUCACUAUUAGGACAAGAUUCCGACACAGUAUCUGUCGACCCUACCUGGCAGCCUAAAACGCUCAACGGUGAGCCCAACUCGAAGCGCCUGUGGGCAAACCUUCGCACGAGCCAACUGUUAGACCAAGCCGUCAUCGAUGGUGAUAGCAGCGCUGCGGCCACCGAAGCUACGAGGCUGGCUCUGAUUAACUCCUUCGUUACUAAAUACACAUGUCUCGCCGUGGACAUUGUGAUUCCAUACACCGCGUCAACUGCUAGUGAUCCGCCAACAGUCCCGGUCCCUUCCUCUACCGUUUCUCCUUCGACAUCUGGUCCUUCUGGCCCCCCAACAGGCCGACCUGGUCCGCCAUCGCCUACCGGCCAACCUGGUCCACCACCACCUACUGGCCAACCAGGCCCUCCAUCACCUACCGGCCGACCUGGCCCGCCAUCACCUACCGGCCGACCUGGCCCACCAGGUCCACCAUCGCCUACAGGCCAGCCUGGCCCGCCAUCGCCUACCGGCCAACCUGGCCCGCCAUCGCCUACCGGACGGCCUGGCCCACCAGGCCCUCCUGCUCCCACUACCUCGCCGGGUGGAAAGGGUGGUCAGAAUAUAGUCAGCAUUGGGUCGGUUACUAUCGGCAACCUCUCUGUAAAUGGCCCACUUAUUCAGUUUAACAUGCGCUAAAACGGUGAUGUCUAAAAGAGAACGCCAUUAAAGACAAGGAGCAUGAUGUGCCCCAAAACAAA
Messenger RNA from Frankliniella occidentalis (western flower thrips), 764 nucleotides. Its product is annotated as collagen alpha-2(IX) chain-like. NCBI's taxonomy places the organism in Eukaryota, Metazoa, Arthropoda, Insecta, Thysanoptera, Thripidae. The transcript has 4 exons. The record is from RefSeq and is a predicted model, not a curated record. The coding region runs from base 1 to 702 and encodes 233 amino acids.